Messenger RNA from Misgurnus anguillicaudatus (oriental weatherfish), 6114 nucleotides. NCBI's taxonomy places the organism in Eukaryota, Metazoa, Chordata, Actinopteri, Cypriniformes, Cobitidae. The record is from RefSeq and is a predicted model, not a curated record.
AUGGCAUUCUCAGGAAUCUAUACUAAAACUGAGCCACCAAAAAGAAGUGCCAGAGUAGCAACUGGUCCUUUCGACAGCCAAACUGAUUGUCUUUUCUGUGGGACUACCAUAACACAUGGAAGUAAAGACACAAGUAGUGUUAAGACUGAUACGCUCGCAAAGUCCGUUCUUGAGUGUUGUGACAAUCGUGCAGAUCAAUGGGCUUUCACUGUUAAAGGCAGGAUCAAGUAUUAUGGCAGUGAUCUACAUGCUGCAGAUUGUGUUUACCACCACUUAUGCAGUAGUAGUUUUCGUAAUGGAUAUAACAUACCAAUACAGUUCCAGAAAGACCCAGAGGCAAAGCGCAGAAAGUCUGGCAGGCCCAAAAAUGAAGAUCAGGAGCAGGCAUUUAUGAAAGUUUGCUUUUACCUCGAGAGUAAUGAUGAGGAACAGUUGACAAUUACACAUCUUCGAGACAAAAUAAAGGAAUCUCUGACACACCCAGAUUCUGAACCUUAUGGAAAUCAAUACCUGAAGAGAAAAUUGAGACAACAGUACCAGGACAAUGAGACGAGACGAAAGGUUGCCGGAAUUGGACAGGCAAUUGUCCAGGCAGCACGACCACGUGCUGUGGUAGCUCCAUUACAACUUGGCCUUGCAGUGCAGGCACAUCAUAUGUAUCGGUCACAAUUCCUUGUGGAUACCCUUCAUGGAAUGGGAUUUGCUUCAUCAUACAAGGAAGUUUUGCAUUUUGAAAAAAAUGCAGCAGAUUCAGUUGCCCCAGAUAUGUUAGCGGAUGACAUAAAUGUGGUGGACAUGGCACUGCUUUUUGCUGGGGACAAUGUUGACCACAACAUCCUUACUAUAGAUGCACUGAUCAGCUGUGACAGAACAGUUGAUGUCCCGUGGGAACUCUCACUGGACUUCAAACAACAAACCCCAGGGUGGCAGGGAAUGAUGCAUAUCAUUAAUCAAGGACUAAAACAUCCAGGCCAAUUAUCAGUUGUGUUCCUGCCCAUGAUUGACUUGUACUCUGGAGACAAGAACUGUAUUUUGUCCACCUUGGAUUUUGUUUGUGACCUGGCUAUUAAACACAAUGCUCCACCCAUUAUAAAGUUUGAUCAGCCACUGUACUGGAAAGCAGCAGAGAUAAUCAUGGAUGCACCACAGAGUAGUCCCCUAAAAAACAUAGUAUUCAUGCUUGGAGGUUUUCAUACUUUUAUGAACCUACUUGGUGCAAUAGGCACACUGAUGGAAGGCACAGGACUCAGGAACAUUAUGGAAGUUGUCUAUGGAUCAAAUGCAGUCCAGCACAUGAUGACUGGAAAGUCAGUGCAAAGAGCUUUUCGUGGACAUUUGCUGGUGGACAGGUGUCUCAAUCACCUGGUUGUGUCAGAGCUGCAGGAGGAUGACUCACAGUUUGAGUCAUUGGUUAUACAAGCUGGAGAGAUGUACUCAAAAAAUGGACACGAAAAGGGCAGACCUAAGCACAAGGUCAAAAACCAGCCGGCUGUGGCUGUUGGGCACUACAACUACCUGAGAUCUGCAUAUUUCUACCUCCAAGAAAUGUGCCAACUCGAGACAAGACACCCUGAUGUACAUGACAAGUUUUCCAGGGAGUUCCAUGUGAUCUACUGCAGCAACCAGUACUGGGCAGGCCUUAGCUCUGACCUUGUCAUCGAACAGACCUUAAUGCGAUCCUUGAAAAGCAGUGGAGGCUUGACCCAUGGAAGUGAAAUGACUGAAGAAAUGCGAGCAUUGUGGACCAUGUCUACACCCAUCACAUCUGAAUACAACAAUCCCAUGCAGGAAUUCAAUGACCUCACCUACACGACCAGCGAGCAGCAUAGGGAAUCCUCAGAAGCAAGGAUGAAAAGAGAUCACUCUGAUUUAGAAAAGAUCAAGGAAAGGCUUGGCAUUUGCACACCAUUUUCUUCAGACCCAUCUCUGAGAAACGUUGUAACCGAUGUUGUUGCCAAAGAGGAGGUGAAUGUGCAUAAGUUUGAGACUGUUGGCAAUGAGAUCAUUAAAAAGAUGGUAGGAAAACCCGUUUUUGGAAUAUCCUUUAAGCGUAAAGACCGGGCAAAAACCCUUGCAGAUGACUCCACCAUCAAAGUUGCCCAAGACCGAACCAUUGAUCCUGCUUUGCUGUUCCAACGAUUCCUGAUCAUGUCGAAAACUGAACAGUUUUCACUGGAAGAUGUAAUGAGCUAUGAGCUCUGCUCAUUUCCUGCAGCCUUGUUCGAAGGCAAGGAAAUCUUCCGUAAAGCCAACAAGCCCCAACUAGCGCAGGCAGUCAUGGAGUUCUCAAGCAAGAAAUCGAACAAUACUGUCCUGGAUUCCAUCCCACUAACUGAGCAUUAUGUAAUUGACGGUGGCUCCCUGGUUCACCGCUCUGCAUGGAAAAAGGGUGACAGUGCCAUUGCACAGUCAUAUGCAGACUUUACCCUGUGCCAUUAUGUGCAGGAAGGUCGUCACAGUCCACCUUAUGAACGUCCCAACAUGAGUGAAUUGAGUGCAUUGAGGAUUGUUCUUCUGGGGAAGAGUUUAUCAGAAAACAUCAGAGUGAGAAACUUUAUCCUGAAGAUAGAUUUGAUAGAGAACAAAUAUCCUUCAGAUUAUUUACAGACUCAUAGUUUGAGAAUCGGUGGAACGGUGGAGAACAGAAACAUUGCAUUCAUCAACUGUCCUCACCUGCUCCAGCCGAACCUCUCAGACCAUCAGAUCAGAGAAAGAGUAGGAGACUGUGUGAAUGUGUCUGCUCCAGGACCUCAUGUGUUCAUACUCGUACUGCAGCAUCAUGACUUCAGUGAGAAGGACAAAGUUAGAGUAAAGUAUGUGCUGAACUGCUUCAGUGAUCAGGCGAUAAAACGCAGCAUAGUGCUGACGACUGAUGAAGAUACACACAGAUCCAUACACAGUUCUGUGAGAAACAAUGAAUUAAAUCAGUUAAUAAAUGAGUGUGGAGGAGGACAUCUUCACUUUAAUGAAAGACAAGAAGGAUGGUGCUCUGAGAUGUUGAGAAGGGUAGAUGAGAUACUCAAGAAAGAACCUGAAGAAUAUCUCAAAUGUGAGAUCUUUCUAGACGCAGCUGCUGCUGUAGGAACAUCUGUUGAUCCAGAGCCAACUAAACAUGAAGAUUCAGUGAGAUCAGUGGAGAACAAAUCUGAUUUCAAAGAUGAUGGAAAACCCAAAGAGAGCCACAAAAAGAAUAAAGAUGGAGGUGGAAAAUCAAAUCUGAAUGUGGUGUUGUGUGGAUCUGAUGCAGGACUUAAAGUCACAGUUUCUAAACUUCUACGAGGAAAAAAACCAUCACAUCAGAAAGAGUUCAGCUCAGUGUGUGUGAAGAAAGAAGAGAAAAUUCAUGGACAUCAGAUCUCUGUUGUUGUUCUUCCAUCACUGACUCAACUCUCAGAAGAUGAAGUGAGGCGUCAAACUCUCAGCUGUGUGUCUCUCUGUGAUCCUGGAGUUCAUGUGUUUGUCCUCAUUGUUCCUGUUGGUCCAUUGACUGAUAAAGACAAAGAAGAAAUAGAGAUGAUCCAGAAGAUGUUUUACUCCAGUGAGCAUUUCAGUGUGAUUUUCACAACUGAAGUCACUGUCGAUAAACCUCUGACAGAUUUUGUAGAAUCAUAUUCUGAUCAUAAGAAUCUGAUCAAUCUCUGUGGAGGACGCUACAGGGUGUUAGGACUAAAAGAAUAUGUAAAAUUUAAACAAACAUCACUAGAACUGCUGGAUUAUAUAAAAGACAUACAGACUGAACCCUAUUCACUUCAGAUGUAUCAGAAAUCUCAAGAGAAGAGAGUAAGAGAUGAAACUGAAGAAAAAUACAAAGAAGAACUGAGUGAAAUGAAGAAAAUAAUCCAAGAGUUACAGGAAAAGAUCAACUCGUGUAUCGAAGAGGAACAGGAAGAUCUGAAGCAAUUGAGGAUGGUUUUGAUUGGAAAGACAGGAAGUGGAAAGAGCGCAACAGGAAACACAAUACUGGGAAGAGAACUAUUUUACAGCAAAUUACGAUCAGGAUCAGUGACGACUGUUUGUGAGAAAGGAGUUGGUGAAGUUGAUGGUCAAUCAGUCGCUGUUGUUGAUACUCCAGGUCUGUUUGACACAAAAACACAAAAAGAACAAGUGUUGGAGGAAAUCAUGAAAUGUGUUUCACUGUCAGCACCUGGACCUCACGCCUUCAUCAUUGUGUUGAGUUUGGGAAGAUUCACUCAGGAGGAGUCAGAGACUAUAGAUCUGAUAAGGAUGUUCUUUGGUCCUAAAGUUGCACAGUUCAGCAUCGUUCUGUUCACAAGAGGAGAUGAUCUUAAGGGUGAAUCUAUAGAGGAUUAUGUGAGAGAAAGUGAAUCUGCUGAACUGAAGAAACUGAUCAGAGACUGUGGAAACAGAUAUCUGGUCUUUAAUAACAAUGAAAAACAAGACAGAACUCAAGUAAUUAAACUGAUAAAGAUGAUAGAAGAGAUGAAAACAACAAAUCGUGGCAGAUAUUUCACUAACAGGAUGUUUGAAGAGGCAGAGAUGAGCAUUAAAAAGAGAAUGGAGGAACUACUGAGAGAGAAAGAGAAAGAAAUUCAAGCAGAAAAAGAGGAAAUAAAAGCCAAACAUGAGAUUGAAAUGAAAAACAUGAUGAAGAGAAUGGAGGAAGAGAAAAGAAAAGCAGACAAGGAAAAAAUUAAAAUGGAAAAUAAAUUCAAGGAGCAGGAAGAAACUCUGAGAAAAGAGUUUAGGGAGAAAGAAAAAACAGAACGACAGAAACGAGAUGAGGAGACACAGACACGAAUAGAGGAGGAAAAACAACAAAGAGCUGAAUAUGAUCAGAUGAUAGAAAAGAUGAAGAGAGAGAUUGAACAACAAAGAUCACAGUAUAAAAAGAGAGAGAAAGAGAAAGAAGAAGAGGAUAGAAAGAGAGAAGAGAAAUACAGACAAGAUCAAGAAAAGAUGAAACACGAACAAGAACAAAUAAUAGCAGAAUUACAAAAGAAACAAGAGGAUGAGAUUAAAAAGAGAUAUUUAGAUGAACAAAAAAGAAGUGAAGAAGAAGAGAGAGAGAAACAAGAAUGGGCGAGAAAAAUAAGAGAAGCUGAAAGUGACAGAAAAGAGACUCGAGAAGAAAUUAAACGACAACAGAGAGAAUGGGAGGAUGACAAGAAACGACAGACGAGAGCACGAGAGGAAGAUGAAAGGAAGAGAAAAGAGAGACAUGAAGAGCAACUGAGAGAAAAACAAGAAGAAAUGGAGAAAAUGAGAAAGAAACUUGAGAAAGAGAAAGAAGAAGAGACACAGAAACAGAGACAAGAGAAAGAUCAGAAAGAGAAAGAAUAUGAAGAAAAGAAAAAUGAAAUGAUGAAACAUUAUGAGAAACUGGAACAAAAGAGAAAAGAGGAGUGGGAGAGAAAAAGACAAGAUGAUGAUGAGAGAAGAGAAGAGGAGAGAAAGAGAUGGGACAAAAGAAAUGAGGAUAUUAAAAGAGAAAAAGAAGAAGAGAUUAGGAGAAUAGAAAUAGAGAUAAAAAAAAUAGAAGAAAAAGAACGAAAGGAAAUGAGGCAGGAACAUGAACAGAGAAUAAAAGAGAUGAAGAAGAAAUAUGAAGAUGAAGCCAGAAAACAAGCAGAAGAAUUUAAUGAAUUCAGAGAAAGAAAAGAGGAACAUGUUAAAGAACUAAAAGAAAUGCUGGAGGAACGACAGAAACAACACGAAUUACUAGAAAAACUGUGUCAACACUUACUAAAACAGAAAGGUGAUGAAGAAGCAAGAAACCUACUAGACGAACUAAGAAAACUGAAAUCAAGAUGUGUCAUUCUGUAAAAAGGGGCAAGACACAAUUCUACCAGUAAUAAAAAUUCUCUUUGUUUGGUUCCCGUGUUGUUUGGUUCAUCAUGUUGUUUGGUGGAUGACCGUGUGUCAAGUUGGAUCGUGUUUAGUCGUCGUCUCCGUGUGGAUGUUCCCGUGUACAGUCUGGAUUCUCACCACUGCUCACCACUCCACCAACGCCGCACUCAAUAUACACCGUCACCGACUGACCACCGUAGUCAUCGCCACCAUUGCCAACAACACCGGACUUUGCUUGCCUUACAAUUUAAUCUGUCAUUUUCACCUGUGUUUAUUAAUAAACCUUGUAUUUUUCACCUGCAAUUG